ACUUUGCCAAAAAAUUUUACGUCAAAAUAAAAAAUUUGUUUACAAAAAUUUUAUCGUGACUUUAUUAAAUUUAUUUAUUUUUAACAAAUAAAAUUAAGUUAUUUAACAUUCCUCCAAAAAUUCUAAAUGUUGUCUCUUGUUGCCGACUACAGCUCAGAUAGUGAUGAAAGCACAGAAGAAACUAUUUCUCCACAAUCAACAGAACCUGCAGAAAAACCAAAACUUCCAAGUGCCAAUUUACUAUUUGAAAGUUCUGCUGGUGGUAAACCUGGAGAAGUCUUUAGCAAUCCAUAUAAACAAGCUGAACAAGCUAAAAUCGCACUCUUAGAACGACAUGUUAAAAUGGUCAACUCAGACGAGCAUUUAAAGAUGAAGAAUGGCAAGAAAAUCUGUUGGAAUUAUCGCAAAGGUAGAUGCAGGUUUGGUAGUAAUUGUUCCUUUGCUCAUGACUCUGAUUUAAAUGAGAGUCCAACUUUGGGUGGUGAAAAUAACAAAGAGGCUAUAAAAGAUGCAGGAGGGAAACAGGAUAAAACCUUGCCAGCAGCUACAAAAAUACCACAACGCCUCUACGGAGGCAUUCAACCCAUAAACGAAAGCUUUAACACUCCCCCCGAAGAGUCAACGACAACAAUUUCCGCCAAGAAACGUAAUCGUCCUGGUCUCUCAGAGACUGUUGUGCCAAGCAAGCGAGUUCUGAAAGCAUAUUCUCAUCAGAAACAGAACUCUGUCAAUUAUAGCCAAAGAAAACUCACCUAAUGCAUCCCAAUGUCACCCACACGAACUGUACACUCGGAUCCAGUUGAAGUGAAACAACUCUUUGCCACCCUGACGAUGCGUUGGUUCUUGUCAAUUGCUUCAGCCGAUGUCCGAGCUUGUUCGGCAGUUCGAUUCGUGGUAGACACCUCAUUUAGCAUAGCUUCGUAGAAUGGAUCUUCAAUAGUAAAGCGUAUUGUGGGCACAGCAUCCCAGCACUUGCCCAGCGAUGGCUUCGUUAAUGAAUGCAGUGGCUGUUCAAGUUGCCUUUGAUGCUGUUGCAGCUGAUUUCCGGCCAAGUCGAGUCUAUCUUCCAUGUCCACUAGUUCAUUGUCAUUAUUUUUUGAUACAAGUUUAAGAGAAUUGCAAUAAAAUAAAAAAAAGAUGAAUUUAGUUUUAGAAGCAAAUAAGGAAUAAA
Episyrphus balteatus (marmalade hoverfly) is the source of this 1171-nucleotide messenger RNA. RefSeq lists its product as uncharacterized. The coding region runs from base 127 to 756 and encodes 209 amino acids. The transcript has 3 exons. NCBI's taxonomy places the organism in Eukaryota, Metazoa, Arthropoda, Insecta, Diptera, Syrphidae. Gene Ontology annotation, molecular function: metal ion binding. The record is from RefSeq and is a predicted model, not a curated record.